Molecule: messenger RNA, 3063 nt
Organism: Bacidia gigantensis
Lineage: Eukaryota; Fungi; Ascomycota; Lecanoromycetes; Lecanorales; Ramalinaceae
Exons: 1
Coding region: 1-3063 (1020 amino acids)
Biological process (GO): proteolysis
Molecular function (GO): metalloexopeptidase activity
Source: RefSeq, a predicted model, not a curated record
AUGAAGCUCAAGAACCCCCUUUCUUUCACGCCCGUGCCCGUCACUAUCGUCACUGCUGCUGUCUACAUCAUUUUGAUUGUUGCACUUCUUAUUGACCAUCACACCCUGCCGAGAUCUGAGUCCAUCGAUGGCAUCGACUUAGAUGUAGCAUGGCGCGACCUCCAGACCAUCACGACAGGUUUUCACCCUUUCAAUAGCCACCAAAAUGAUGAAAUUCGCGGAUGGCUCCUAGCGAGACUCGAGUCCAUCGUUCAAACCAACGCCAAGAAACGCCUGCCCGUCCAAAUAGCUGGUGAUAAAAGGAAUAACUCAUCAGAAGAGGCAGUACCAGUGACAAUCUUCUCAGAUAUCAUCUCGAAUAUCUCGGAUGCAGUCAAUACUUCCUCUACUCGGAGUGGCUACAGUACAUAUUUUGAAGGCACCAACAUCAUCGUCUACAUCCGCGGAUCCGAAGAUGAUCCCGCAGACGGAUGGAUGCACCAGCAGAAAGCUCCCGGUCAAGGCGGCGUAUUGGUGAGCGCUCACUACGACAGUGUCUCUACCGGAUAUGGCGCGACAGAUGAUGGAGUUGGCAUCAUUACGAUCCUGCAACUUGUUUAUUACUUUUCAUCUCCGGGCAGACAGCCAAAAAGGGGCAUUGUUCUCCUUCUCAACAAUGGAGAAGAAGACUUUCUCAAUGGUGCUCGAGCUUUCACUCAGCAUCCGCUAUCAAGGUUUCCGACGACUUUUCUAAACCUCGAAGGCGCUGGAGCGGGCGGCAAGGCGACCCUUUUCCGCAGUUCCACCACAGAAGUGACCAAGUCGUACAAAAGCAGCAAGCACCCGUUUGGGAGCGUAGUCAGUGCUGACGGGUUCAGACGAGGGCUUGUGCGGAGCGGUACUGAUUACAGUAUCUUUGAGCAGAUUGGGCUUCAAGGACUUGACGUCGCUUUCUACGGGCCUAGAUCUCGAUAUCACACCAAUCAGGAUGAUACGAGACAUACGAGCAAGGCCUCUGUUUCUCAUAUGCUGUCGGCUGCCUUGGCCACAACGAAGGAUCUUAUUGGUACAAGUGAGGAUUAUAGUAUGAAGUCAGACGGAGUAUGGUUUGACCUCUUCGGCUCAGCUUUUGUAGUGUUUAGGCUACAUACUCUCUUCGCUUUAUCAGUAACUCUACUCGUCAUUGCGCCCGCCACCUUGGCAGCGAUUGGAGCCUUUCUUUAUCGAUCAGACAGGCAGUACAUCCUCAGUGGCUCAUCUAGACCGCGGGACCUUGACAACUCAGAACCAGUCUCCAUCAAAGGUCGACGAGGCGUCUUCAGGUGGCCUGUCGCAUUUAUUAUCUCAACAGCAGUGGUCCUUGCACUUGCUGUGCUAAUAGUCAGAGUCAAUCCACUGGUCAUCUAUGGUAGCCCUUACGCCGUUUGGGCCAUGAUGAUGUCCGCGUGGUUGGCAGUAGCCUGGCUUUGCGUAUACACAGCUGAUCGCUAUCGUCCGACGGCGUUUCAACGAUUAUACACAAUUCUUUGGAUGUCUCUUGCCGCGUGGGCGGUUAUGAUUGUCGCUACUAUACUGGAGCAAAAGCAACAGAUUGCCGGAACAUAUCUCAUCUUCUUCUACCACGCCCCUAUCUUCCUAGCAGUCACAGUUACUUUGCUAGAAGUAUUUGGGCUGCCAAAGAAGACAAACUACGCCAUGGAUCUACAGAUCACAGGCCCAACCCAGAGCGAUGCCCAGCCGCUCGAUGCAUCCAAUGAUGAUGCGGAAGAGCAGCAAGAAAACCGGAUCGAAGAUGAUGAGGAGGCAGAUGAGCGAACGUCAUUGAUACGAGGUGCUGAACACCGACGAACGACUUUUAAACGCUACUCAUCCCCGCACCAACGAGAGGAGGUAGAGGAGCAUGAAAGACUCGAAGCCCCCAAACGCAAGAAAGUUUACGGACUUGAGCAGCCCUGGUCGCAUGCUCUACCCUCUUACCUAUGGAUCCUCGAAUUCCUCUUGGUCGCACCCUUCCCUUUGAUUCUCCUCGGCCAAGUAUCUCUCCUUCUCACCACCGCUCUAUCUCAGACCCUCGCCGACGGCAGCAGUCCGCUGAUAGUCUACCUCUUCAUCUCUGUCCUCACAAUCCUGAUCCUCUCACCUUUAGCUCCCUACCUCCACCGCUACACUUACCAUAUCCCUCUCUUCCUCACUCUCGUCGCCCUUGGAACUCUGAUCUACAAUCUCACAGCCUUCCCUUUCUCCCCUUCCUCCCGCCUGAAACUCAGAUUCAUCCAACAGCUCGAUCUCGACACUGGAGCAAACAAUGUCACCAUAACCGGCAUAUCCCACUCCAACUACCUCGAAAACACCAUCCAUGCCCUCCCCAGCAACUUCAACCAAACUCCCACCUGCACGUUAGGCCCAGAACCCAACCUCCAACAAUGCACCUACACCGGCAUCCCACCAAAAGUUAUCCCCCUAGUGAAUUCCUACACAGAAAAGCUCCCCCUUUACCACCAAUGGCUCACCUUCAACAUCACCACCCUUCCCAACAAAACAAAUACCGCGCGCUUCACCCUUCAGGGCCUCAACACGCGGGCAUGCAAACUCGUCUUCGACACUCCAAUCAGCGACUUCAAAAUCCAGGGAUCUGGACCCAACGACCCACGCUUUCCAAAGAUCGCAGAUGGAGGGAGCAGAGAGCUAAGGCUAUGGUCGAGGACAUGGGGACGACAGUGGAGGGGUACGAUAUCCUGGCUUGACGGAGAUGAGGAAUUGGAGUUGCUACAAGAUCAGAUCGCCGACUUCUCCGCCAAAAAACCCACCAACAAAGGCAAAGAGCAUAAGAAAGAGCUAAAGGGAAGAAAAGAACUAGUGCUAGGUCAAGCAAAUAGACCCCAUACACAAACCACAAGAAAGAAAAAGGCAGGAGGUGGGGGUAGCGGACAUAUCACCGGCCACGCGGUCUGUCUCUGGAGCGACGCCAAUGUGCCCGGCACGAUACCAGCGCUCGACGAGAUGUGGAAAUUCGCGCCCGAUUGGGUCGCGGUUACGAAGGCGGGGGAUGGAUUGGUGGAGGGAUGGAAGAGGUGGGUGAUUUGA